This is a messenger RNA of Striga hermonthica, 1344 nucleotides long. NCBI's taxonomy places the organism in Eukaryota, Viridiplantae, Streptophyta, Magnoliopsida, Lamiales, Orobanchaceae. The record is from the annotation of a GenBank genome assembly.
AUGACAUUUUGUGAUUCUGAAGAUGAGUUUGAGGCUACAUGGAAAGUGAUGAUUGAUCAGCACAACCUUGGUGAUGACCGAUGGUUCAAGGUGAUGUAUAAACUGAGAAAGGGAUGGGCUACAGCGUUUAGUAAUGACAAAUUUUGUGCAGGUCUUCUAGCCACUUCAAGAAGUGAGGUUACAAAUCGAGUUUUGAAAGACAUGGGCAAUAAGGCUCUUACUUUGCAUCAGUUUGUUUUGAACUAUGAAAAAGUUCAAGAUAAAUGGAGGUCGGUUGAGAAAGAUGAUGAUGCCCAUUGUAGCCAUGGGAGGCCGGGUCAAAUUGUUAAAAAUAAUCCCUUGUUGCCGCAUGCGGCUGAAGUAUAUACUUUCUCCAUCUAUAAGUUGUUCGAGCGGGAAUUUGUGGAGUCUUUGAAUGUUGUCCUUAUUGAUCAGAAUGAUUUUGGUAAUGGUUGGCUUGGAUUUAAGAUGCGGUCACAUAACGACAACUCAAAGGUUAGGCAAGUGUUCUUUAAGAAGUAUGAUAUUGAAGUGAAGUGUUCGUGUCAUUUGUUUGAAACAAUGGGAAUACUAUGUAGACAUGCACUAAAAGUUUUCAUUUCUAUGAAUAUCAUUUCGUUGCCCGAGCCAUAUAUAAUGAGUCGGUGGUCGAGAAAAGCCGAACAAAGGGUUUGUAGUGAAUUUGAAAGAACAUGUACUCCUCAUGGAACUAGUGAUGUUUCUCAAUUGACAUUUGUCAAUCAUGCAAUGAGGAGUUCAUAUGAUUUGGUGCAUUUGAGCAAAUCUCACAAGGAGACAAGAAGUAGGUUAAAUGAAAUUCUUGAAAAGGCAAGUGAAGAAAUAACUUGUCUUUUGAAGAAUUUGGACAUGGAUGAUUCAUGUGAUGAAUUGGUUGAUGAGAAUAGUGUCCGUGUCCGCAAUCCACCUUCGGCCAAGACAAGGGGAGUUACAAAUGCUCAAAUAACACGUCAUUGGGACAAGAGCAAGAAAACAAAAAGGGGCAAAGAAAAGGUGGGAAAUUCAAGCAAGUCAAGGAAGAAGACUCAAAUGGGAGGAAAUACAAACAUCAAUUUAGGUGGCCCGACUCAAUCUUCUCAAAAUGAUGUCAACCCGGAAGAAGCAAAUAAUGUUCCAUAUUAUCCAUCUCAAUCUUCAAUGUUUUGGCCUAACAUAAAUCAAUGGGGAGGAAAUACAAACAUCAAUUUAGGUGGCCCGGCUCAAUCUUCUCAAAAUGAUGACAACACGGAAGAGGGAGGAAAUACAAACAUCAAUUUAGGUGCCCCAUUCAAUCUAUUUGGUUAUCAACUUGACCCAUUUUCAUCACAGAGACCCUCCAAUAAUUGA